CAUUCAAAGCUCUAAAACAACAAAAACAUAUAUACCUCAUUAAAAAGGUUUCUCUCUCUAAUAUAUUUAUUUAUUUAUUUCUCUUUUCCCUUUUUUCUCCUUGUGUUGCCCACAAAACCAUAAUAUUUAUUAUCUCUACUAGUCUACUAUUGCAUCUUCAAGCCUACCAAUCUCUUCACACAAAGCAAGAAAGAAACUAGGAUAGAAAUAUAGAUAGAGAAAACUAUGUGCAACCCAAAGCCUUCUUCUCCAUCCUCCUUUGUCUCCAAUGAAAAAGUCCAUUUUGCGAACUCAAACAAACCAAUUGAUGUUCAAGUUGAUGAUGAAGAAGAACAACUUCAUAAAUGGCCAACCCCAUCUGAGGCUUUUGAAGAAAUGAAAGAAAUAGGUAAGAUUGCUGGACCAACAGCAAUAACAGGGCUGGUACUUUAUUCAAGAUCCAUGAUCUCCAUGCUAUUUCUUGGAUAUUUAGGUGAACUUGAGCUAGCAGGAGGGUCUCUUUCUAUUGGUUUUGCUAAUAUAACUGGUUACUCUGUCAUCUCUGGUUUAGCAAUGGGAAUGGAACCAAUUUGUGGACAAGCUUAUGGUGCUAAACAAAUGAAACUUCUUGGAAUCACCCUUCAAAGAACAGUACUUCUUUUACUUUCAACUUCAAUCCCUAUCUCUUUCAUGUGGCUAAACAUGAAAAGAAUACUUUUAUGGUGUGGUCAAGAUGAAGAUAUUUCAAAUAUGGCCCAUACUUUCAUUGUCUUUGCAAUUCCUGACCUUUUUUUCCUAUCUUUACUUCAUCCUCUUAGGAUUUAUCUUAGGACACAAAAUAUUACAUUGCCUUUAACUUAUUGUUCUGCUAUUUCUGUACUACUACAUGUCCCACUCAACUUCCUCCUCGUGCGAUAUUGUGAUUUGGGUAUCGCUGGUGUUGCUCUAGCUAUGGUCUUAACUAAUUUGAACUUUUUUCUCUUGCUCUGCUCCUUUGUUUACUUUUCCGGUGUAUAUAAGGAUUCUUGGGUUGCCCCGAGCAUGGAUUGUGUUCGGGGCUGGUCCUCAUUGCUGGCGUUGGCGAUUCCAACGUGUGUUUCUGUUUGUCUAGAGUGGUGGUGGUAUGAGUUUAUGAUAUUGUUAUGUGGACUAUUGGCUAAUCCUAAAGCAACAAUUGCUUCUAUGGGGAUAUUAAUCCAAACUACUUCUUUAGUCUACGUCUUCCCAUCUUCCCUAAGCCUUGGUGUUUCAACUCGAGUUGGGAAUGAGCUUGGUGCUAACCGGCCUGGUAGGGCCCGGAUAUCGAUGAUUGUUUCCCUUUUUUGUGCAAUGGCAUUGGGAUUAGGGGCAAUGUUGUUUACAACUUUGAUGAGGCAUAAAUGGGGUGGAUUUUUUACUAAGGAUGUUGAGAUACUUAAGUUGACUUCAAUUGCAUUGCCAAUUGUAGGGCUUUGUGAAUUGGGAAAUUGUCCACAAACAACAGGUUGUGGUGUGUUGAGAGGAAGUGCAAGGCCUACAAUUGGUGCAAAUAUUAAUUUGGGCUCAUUUUAUUUUGUUGGAAUGCCAGUAGCUAUACUUGUUGGAUUUCUAUUGAAAAAGGGGUUUGGUGGAUUAUGGAUUGGGUUACUUGCAGCACAGGCCUCAUGUGCAAUACUAAUGCUUUAUGUAUUGUGCAAAACUGAUUGGAAAGUUCAAGUUGAAAGGUCAAAACAGUUAACACAAUCAACUUCUACUUCUUUGCCAGUGACAAUGCCUAAUUUGGACAAGAAAAAGAAGAAAAAAAAGAGUAAUAAUAAUAAUAGUAAUAAUCUUGAAGAGAUUUUGUGCAAUAAAGAGGAAGAUGAUUUGAUGAAAUCAGCAGCUGCUUCACUUGAUACAGACCCUCUCAUACCUUCCACUACUUAAUUAAUUCAGAGAUUAUUGUGCAUUGAUUGGAUUAACUCUCUUCAUUUUCAUUUUUAUUUUUUUUUGGGUCCCUCUAAUACCCUUUGAUGGGUUGAUGUGAAAAAUUGUUCAUUGGGAUUUUAUAGACUAAUCAUGUA
Messenger RNA from Solanum verrucosum, 2021 nucleotides. Its product is annotated as protein DETOXIFICATION 48-like. Gene Ontology annotation, biological process: xenobiotic detoxification by transmembrane export across the plasma membrane. The record is from RefSeq and is a predicted model, not a curated record. Lineage: Eukaryota; Viridiplantae; Streptophyta; Magnoliopsida; Solanales; Solanaceae. Gene Ontology annotation, molecular function: xenobiotic transmembrane transporter activity; antiporter activity. The coding region runs from base 226 to 1884 and encodes 552 amino acids. Gene Ontology annotation, cellular component: membrane. The transcript is spliced from 2 exons.